This is a messenger RNA of Pieris rapae (cabbage white), 6632 nucleotides long. RefSeq names its product protein kinase C, brain isozyme (gene Pkc53E). NCBI's taxonomy places the organism in Eukaryota, Metazoa, Arthropoda, Insecta, Lepidoptera, Pieridae. Gene Ontology annotation, molecular function: diacylglycerol-dependent serine/threonine kinase activity; ATP binding; zinc ion binding. The record is from RefSeq and is a predicted model, not a curated record. The transcript has 13 exons. Bases 113 to 2119 code for a protein of 668 amino acids. Gene Ontology annotation, biological process: protein phosphorylation.
AUGACGUUCCGCUGAGAGUGGUUGUCUUCGUCGGGGUCUAUAUUGGCGUAAUAUUAUUGUGAGACAUAAAUUGUUUCCGAUUCUAUCAGCGGCCGUUCGCUAGUUUCUAGCAAUGGCGGACGAAGAUAAUAACUGUGACGAUGGCACUGAAUUGAAGGCGGGGCAGGCUUUCCGCUUACGCGGCCGAAAAGGUGCCCUGAAGAAGAAGAAUGUUUACUUGGUGAAGGAUCACAAGUUUAUGCCAAGGUUCUUCAAGCAGCCGACGUUCUGCUCCCACUGCAAGGAUUUCAUAUGGGGAUUUGGAAAACAAGGCUUUCAGUGUCAAGUAUGCAGUUUCGUGGUCCACAAAAGAUGCCACGAGUAUGUUACGUUUACGUGUCCCGGCGCAGACAAAGGAGCCGAUUCCGACGACACUCGUACCAGACACAACUUCAAGGCUUACACCUACUCUUCGCCAACAUUCUGCGAUCACUGCGGUUCGCUACUGUACGGCCUGCUUCAUCAGGGCCUCAAGUGUCAAGCAUGCGACAUGAACGUACACAAACGAUGCGAGGAGUCGGUGCCCAACUUGUGUGGUUGCGAUCACACCGAGCGACGCGGGCGCAUACAACUCACCGUCUCCUGCGUUGGCAACAAGCUAACCGUCGUUGUGAAGCAAGGCCGGAAUCUGAUACCGAUGGACCCCAACGGUCUAUCAGACCCCUACGUGAAGCUCAAACUGAUUCCUGACUCUGACAAUGUCAAGAAAAAAACCAAGACAAUCCGCAGCUGCUUGAACCCGGAGUGGAAUGAAACACUCACCUUCGAUCUUAAACCUGAAGAUAAGGAUCGAAGACUGCUUCUCGAGAUAUGGGAUUGGGAUCGUACCUCCCGUAACGACUUCAUGGGCUCUCUUUCCUUCGGUAUCUCCGAGUUGAUGAAGGCCCCUGCUGAUGGGUGGUUCAAGCUUCUUACACAAGAAGAAGGAGACUACUACAAUGUUCCCGUACCCGAAGAGGGAGCUGACUUAGCUCAACUCAAGAACCAGAUGAAGGCUACAAAUGUUGGCCAGCGUAGACCUCCGCCCCCGCCUGAUCGUGAGGUUCCUCAUAAUAUGGCGGCCGCUGACGUCAUCAGAGCGACAGAUUUCAACUUUAUCAUGGUUCUUGGAAAAGGUUCUUUCGGAAAGGUUAUGUUAGCAGAGCGGCGAGGGACUGACGAGUUGUACGCCAUUAAGAUUCUGAAGAAAGACAUCAUAAUACAAGAUGAUGAUGUAGAGUGUACAAUGGUGGAGAAGAGAGUACUGGCCCUCAGCAGUAAGCCUCCUUUCCUCGUACAACUUCACUCCUGCUUCCAGACUAUGGAUCGUCUAUAUUUUGUGAUGGAGUAUGUGAACGGUGGGGAUCUCAUGUUCCAGAUACAACAGUGCGGAAAGUUUAAGGAGCCGGUUGCUGUCUUCUACGCUGCCGAAAUCGCAAUUGGUCUCUUCUUCCUUCACUCCCGUGGGAUAAUAUACCGGGAUCUUAAACUUGACAAUGUCCUGCUCGAUCAGGACGGUCAUAUUAAAAUCGCCGAUUUCGGUAUGUGCAAAGAGGGUAUCACUGGUGACAAAACUACCAAGACCUUCUGUGGUACCCCGGAUUAUAUAGCACCAGAGAUCAUUUUAUACCAGCCGUAUGGAAAGUCGGUGGAUUGGUGGGCGUAUGGUGUCCUUUUGUACGAAAUGCUGGUGGGACAACCUCCAUUCGAUGGAGAGGAUGAAGAGGAACUGUUUGCGGCUAUCACUGAUAAUAGUGUAUCCUAUCCGAAGACUUUAAGUAAGGAGGCAAAAGAUGCAUGCAAAUCUUUCCUUACCAAGAUCCCUCAGAAGCGUUUGGGUUGCGGAAUGCGGGGCGAAGAAGAUGUGCGCACUCACCCCUUCUUCAGGCGAAUCGACUGGGCCAGGAUUGAGGCCAGGGAUGUGCAGCCACCUUUCAAGCCUAAGAUCAAACAUCGUAAGGACGUGUCUAACUUCGACAAGCAAUUCACGGCUGAAAAGACGGAGCUGACGCCAACAGAUAAGCUGUUUAUGAUGAACCUCGAUCAGACUGAGUUCAUGGGUUUCUCCUUCCUCAACCCAGAGUACGUGCAGCACGUCUGAACUGGUGGACGCCGCGCUUUGAAAUUCUUUACGUGACUGACGUAUUGGCCUUGAAAUCACCAACUAUCGUUCUCUGUCACUCAUGCGAUCCAUCGUAUAUCUGUCUCGCUCAUUUAAAUUGGACGUCGCUCUUCAAUUUUCGAGUACUUCGAUUGCUCAUAUAUUUAUUUUUAAACGAGUGGUAUUAGUCAAGUAUUACAUACAUGACUUUGGUUUCACCGGCAUCAGUCGUCUGAAGCCCCCGAAGACUUAGCCGGUGAAUAUAUAAUUAUGGCAAUAAUUUUGUUAAUUAAAGCAAUAUAGCUCUCUAAUUACAUUAUUUGUUUUUCCAUGUGCCAUUAAAAUGUAUUUCAUUAUCCAAUAGGAUUUAUAUAGGGUGUUUUAUCUUUAACAUCUCGGGGCCACUUGUCUUACGGUUUCAGAUAAUUUCAUGUCAUAUCCAUAUUUUUAAAUCUCACAUAUCAGUGUGUUGGAUAGUUUGUUUUUUGUUUUACUAACGGACUAGCGAUAUUGUUCUAAUAGGUUUACUGAAACGAAUAAUGUUGAUUGUGGUCACAAAAUAAAUUAUAUUCUGAACAUAAAAAAACAAUUAAAAAAAAAUUGAAGUGAAUAGUGUAGAAACUCUCUUUAAAAAGGUUUUAUAAUAUUUAGGUCUUCUACAGACUAUAGAAACCUUUUUCUUAACAAAUGUCACAUUUUAAGUAAUGUUACAGUACAUAUAAUGAAUUAAAACGUACUCUCACUUAACUAAACUUUACAACGUCAUUUUACAACCUGUGACCGGCGGUUACUAAAAAAGGUAUCGAAAACUAUUUAAAUUCAACAUACAUAAUUAUAAAAUCUUACUGAAUGCAGGCGUUUUAAUUAACAAGAUAUUUAUUUAUUAAAUAUAGUACAGACUAUUUUUCGAUAUAACAAAAAAAAAUAUUAAACGAACAAAGAAAUAUUCCGAUAUAUAUUACCACCGGUCUAACUCAAAAUAUUCUGAACUUUAUGAACAAAAUAUAAUAGAAUUUGUAUUUUAUGGAAAUAGACGGUUUUGUUUUUUCUGCAAAAAAAAUAAGAAAAAAAAAUUCAUGUGUUUAAAAUAUCGCUAGAUCCCAUAUAUAUCUCUUAGGAGAAUCUCGAGUUUAUUUUUGUAUUUUGGAGAUUUAUCGUAGCGCGACUGUGUUUAGAUUUAAGUUCAAAGUUUACGUUUGUUAUUUAAUUGUAUGUGUGUCCAUUGCGCGAUUAUAUUCUAUUGACUAAUUUGUUAUAAGAUUUUAUUUGUAAAUAAUAUAAUCGCGUAGUGUUAAAUAAAUAGCCUUACUAACUUAAAAUAAUAAUAAAUAAAUAAAAAUAAAAUAAAACUCUCGCUAGAAUAAAUGUGAAUUUAAAAUUGUGAAGCAUUCGAUUCUAAAUUGAAUUAAUAAAUGACAUUUAGAUGUUCAAAUACACAAAAGUUGAUCAAUUUUCUUGAACAACUAUUGAGUAUUCGGACAUAUGCGAUAAUACUUUUAAAUCUUCUGAAAGGAUAUGCGGUUUCUAUAUUUUACUAACAGAUGAUAACUUUUAUUGCGAUAUUUGAUCUUUAUUAGUAUUUUUAAUUGCAUAAUUAGUCAAUCUUCAUUGAUCGUUGAUUUUUUAAACUAAAGAUAUCUGUUAGUUAAAUAGUAACGAUUUGGCCUUCUAGAAGAUUUAGUAUGUAGUUUUAAGGAACAUAGAAAUUAUUAUUUAAAAUGGCUUCGUGAUUUGUAUUAAGUUUCUCGUCUUAGAUCUAAGCUAUGCGAUUCAUUUUCUUACUAAAUAUAUAUCUAUUUAUCGACUUUAUAUUAUACAAUUUUUAAUUUAUCGAUUUUAUAUUAUAAAAGAGUAUCUAGAUAACAGUAUAUUAUACUGAAACUCUAAUUUUAUCUAUAUUUAGCAGCGAUAAAAAAAAUAAAACAGCCAAAUCAUCCAGAAUAGUCCUGAAAAUAAAUUACUAUUUUAUAUACACGAUACAUAUGGUGGUGUAGUUGUAACAUGAUUUGCUUUAUUUGUGUUACAGUCGUAUAAGAAAAUGAGUCUCUUAUGUAUAUUUGUCACAAGUAGACGCAAAGCGUUUCCCCUAACCCCACUAAUAAAGAUCAUGAAAAACGCACUCUAAAUAUCACAAAGACAACACAAAAUACUUUAGAGAAAUUAAAAAGUUACACCUUGAGUUGCUUCGAUAUUUUGAGUCUUCUUCAUUCAUUUCAGCUAAAUACAAUGCCAAUGGUAGAAAAAACCUUAUCAAUCGCUCUGUGUUCCACCCGGGUAGUGUUUUUAAACCCACAAAACUACGGCUACUGGAUCCGAUCAAAGAUUAUUAAGAGAUGAGUUUAUACGAUUACACCUGAAUCGAUCAGGUAAAAUAAGAUAAAUAUUUGAAGCAAUACAAGCUUGAACUCUUCUAGGAAUCUUGACUACUUUCCAAAUAAUAACUUAGCGUAGAGUUUAAUUAAUAUAAAUCAUACGUAUUGCAAUAUUAGUUCCUAUCAAAUACUCAGAUACAAAACUUUAGAUCGUCUUCGCUUGAAAAUAUAGAUAUUGAAUAUGUACUAAAUAUCCACGUUUUCCAAAUAGUGAACAGCUUUCUUAGUAUUGAGGCCUUCGCACGAACUUAACAAUUGUUUUGUAUUCGUCAGUAAAUAGUGUCAGACUUCUACGAUUUGAUCGCGCCGAUUUUUCAAAUAUAGUUUUGUAGACAUAUAAUCAAACAAUACUCCUGAUUCCGUUUAGUUUAAAUGUCUUCAUUCUUCUAGUUUUUUGUGCUAUUACGAAUUGUUCGUGCUACGGUUCGCAUAUAAAUGGAAAGUCUAGACAAAUCAUGAUAUAAAAAUAUAUUUACAGUAGAUAUUUUUGAAACAAUCAAAGCCAUUAAAAACUAGUAUUGUUCUGGUGAAUAUUUAUACUUUCCACGGAGCAUUGUAUUUUGAGAUUAUUCUUCUCUUAAGAAGUUAAACAUUAUAUAUAAGAUCUCACUUGUAUAUAAGCACAAGGAUUUAUAAUCUUGCAUUUUACCUAAAAAAUCUAACAAACAUUAUACCAAGAGUAUGUGUUAUUUUCUUCAGAUUCUACUAUAUUAUUUUUCGACGUGAACUUGGGUAAUGUGUUCAAUAAGAAUAUUAGUUAAAUAUUUUAAUUAUGUAUUAUAAUAUUUAAAGAUAAGUUACCAUUCGAUGCUUGUCAAAUUUUCCAGUAUUUAUUAUAACCUUCAUAGGGAAAUAGGCCUAAAUAUCACCUUAUAAUUAAGCCCGUAGAUGAUACAGGAUUUUAGGUAUACAUUUUAUCUCGAUUUAAAUAUACAUUUUAAAUUUUAAGGCGUCGUAUUUAAUGUAUCACGUCGCCUGUGCCAAAAGUGUAACGUUUUCCCCAAAAUUAGUAUUAUCGUAUCGCUAAUGUUGCAUUUUGAAACGUUAAAUGUUGCCAGUGUACAAUAGAAAGAAUCGAAAAACGUAAAAAAAUUCAAAAAGUGCUUUUGAUUUUGUCAUCCGCAUUGAUUCAAAAAGUUGCAGUAAAAUCGAAUAUUCACAAUUUUUUAAACACUGGUAGCAUUUAACAAAUUAUUGUCACCUUUUUGAUAAUUAUUACCAUUGUUGCACCUUGGGUUAGAUUUUUAAAAUAAGUAGGUAAUUUCAAAUUUUGUGGACUGUUACAUAUUUUAAAUUACAUCCAAAUGAACUAUUACCACAGCAAUAAAUUAAAUAUUCAAUAUCUAAAAUUUCCUUAUUGAAGAUAGAUAACAGUUCAGUAAAUUUCGAAGGCUCCUGGCACUAGAUUAUUAGUGUUCCUAUUUAGGACUCUUAUGACCAUGUUUUCGACAAUAUAUAUUUUUAUGAAACUCUUGUGUCUGCCCACAUCUUUCCAUUUGUUACGCUUUGUUACUCUGUGAUAUCGUUUGUGAACAAGGAAACGUUCUGCAAGUUAAUGUAAUAUUUUUAUUAUUAUAUUUUUAUAUUAUUAUGAUUCAAGUUUAAUCUUCAUGAAUUUACUGUGUGGUCCUUAUUUAAGAUAAAUAUUAUUUUACUUUAAAGUAACGUAUAAAAAUUAAAUUCUGAAAAGUGGAAAUGUUUUAAACUACUAUUUACAUUGUCUUGCAAAACUUUUUCUUGGUUACAUAUAGUUCACAUUGAUUACCUUCGUACCGCUUGUAACAUUUGUACACUUGGAUUUGUGAAUGCGCAGGAUUUUCUAUUUUCGACCAAUGGCGUCGUCUCGAGCUUACUAUUGGUUACAUUUCAAAUGAGAAUUCUGCGUAUAAAUAUUUUAUUGCUAUAUUCUAAUAAUUGAUAUUAUUAGUGUAGUAUUGGAUUUGUAGUAUUAAAUUCGUCAUUUUCAUGAAAUUGUCAUUUUAAUAACGAAUGGUUCGUCCUAACGUAUACAAAAGUGAAUUCAUUCGCUUGAUGUAUCAGGAUCGAUCAUUGCAUAUGUCUUCAGAAUUUUUUGUGGAAUCUUCUCAACUGUGACUGUGAAUUGUACUCAAUAAUUUAAAUUAAAUUUCUAAUCCAUUAGA